This is a messenger RNA of Cherax quadricarinatus, 3230 nucleotides long. NCBI's taxonomy places the organism in Eukaryota, Metazoa, Arthropoda, Malacostraca, Decapoda, Parastacidae. The record is from RefSeq and is a predicted model, not a curated record.
UGAAAAGCAGUUAAUAUAGGUGAAAGUAAAUUGCAACAAGAGCAUAUGAGGCAUCAGACCACAAGGGGCGUCAACAUGGAGCAGAUAGUGAUGGGUAACCUUGGAGGAGUCAUUCCCAUAAUAUUCAUGCACUUUGAUUGUUUCCAUAUCUGCCACAAGAGGUGAAUGACGCACACCAUCUACGACAACAAUAUCCGAUAACAACUAAAAAUAAACGCAAUGCAAAAUGAAAUGCGUUUACAAAUAUUUGUAUUUGUAUAUCUAAAAUAUUUGUUGAACAUCGAUUGUCUUAAAAUAAUGUUUUGUAAUCUUAAUUUCACCGUUUAUAUUGGGAUAAAAUCACGUUAAGAUAUAUGUUUGCUCGAUAAAAUUUUGGAGUUUUACACUUACAGUUUAGGUGGGUCGGGUGAUGCCGCUAAGAUAGUGAUUCAUAACAAGUCUUUAUCUUGUGACCCAACGAGAUAUAUUAUCAUUUUUACCUGUAAACAAUAGAGUUCAUACUGAUCCGUAUUUUGUGAUACAAAAUCUAAAUCUGCCAGACAUUUUGUGAUUCGGCGACGUCCGGACAUAACCUGACUGCUGUUACAAGAACUACACCUGUUUUCCUGGCUGAUACAACAUUUUGCAUUUAUAUAUUCAGGAGACAAAAACUGUAUACAUUGUGGUUGAAAUAUUGAUAGAAAGAAGCCAAAUUGCUGAUGCAAUUUACUGAAGAUAUCUUUCGAUAAACUUGACUGACUUCUCUGUAGGUCGUGUGGUUGAAAUAUUAAUAGAAAAAUGGCCACUAUGUUGCUGUAGCUUACUGAAUAUAUCUUUCGAAAAAUUUAACUGAGUUAAGAUGUGGGCCUGAAUGUGUACAGCAAUUUAAUUAAGAGAGCGGUAGUAAUGGGUCGCAGUAGUGAGUACGCAAGCCUUCUUGUGAAGGAGAACCAGACCCCUAAUAACAGUACCUGUGCUAGGCUGACCACCUUCUUGGCCACUGUUACUGUGGAGCCAGCAGUAUUCCUUCAUAGUCUGGGAAUAAGCAUAGAGAGCAUUUUCUAUACCAACCUCGUUAUUGAUAAAGUAUGUCUCACUUAUUACAAAUAUGAUGCGGCAGUGUGUGAAAACUUAGAUUCAGGGAAGUAUACUGCUCAGCAAGACAGCGUUCAGCGAAUGGCAGCCAUUUACAAUGUGUAUAAGUAUUGUGUGGAAUAUGUGCCAGCAAUAUUUGUUGUUCUUUUUCUUGGAAUGUGGAGUGACACUCGUGGGCGUCGCCUGCCCAUUCUGCUGCCCUUUUGUGGCUCACUUCUCAAGGCACUUUGCCUUACCGCCAACUCCUACUGGUGGUCAUGGCCGUUGCCACUUCUCAUUGUUUCUUAUUUCCCAUACGGUAUCAUGGGAGGUGUGGCCGGGGUUUUUGCCGGAGCUUACUCUUACGUGAGUGAUAUAUCUGUGAACAAAUCACGCACAACCCGCUUAUCCAUUGUUGGAGCAAUGAUGAUGGUGGCUUUGUCUCUUGGUAAGGUUGCUGGGACUUACAUUUACAAUAUAGGUGGAUACGUUGGAGUUUUUGGUUCCCAAGCGAUUAUAUUCACCAUCUCUAUACUGUACACCGUAUUUAGAUUGGAAGAGCACCCAAGUGAAAGCAGCCCUCAAGCCGCUGAGUCGAGAAAGAGCGCAGAAAAGGAAGGCCUGGUGUCGUUUACCAAUGUCAAGAAGACUCUGAUGGUGGUGUUUAGGCGUCGAGAGGCCGGUGCCAGGGGCUAUAUCAUUGCUUACAUAGUCAUCAUCUGUGCCAACAUCUUUGCAUUUUGGUAUGUAUUAGACUACAACUGUAAUAAAGAUUUUUUUUGUGCAAUAUUUUAUAAGAGUGCAGCUUACACCAUAAACAUUACUUACAAUAUUAAUGUUUCUACCACAGGUGGCGAGAUGACGUUCUUGUACAUGUACAUGAGAAAGAGGUUCGACUGGAACUAUUACACCUACAACAUGUACUCCAUCAUUGCCAUGCCUGUUACCUUUAUUGGAAACUUCAUACUGCUUCCUGUGUUGAGCUACUACGCUGGGGCCAGUGAUGCCGUGCUAGGCUUCGCCGGAGGGGUCUCCGGACUCUUCCAUAAUGUGUUGCUGGCUACUGCCCCUGCCGCCUGGGUCGUCUAUUUGGCGUCUGGAGUGUCAGUAUGCUCCACCAUGACAAUCUUAUCAUCUCGCGGUGCACUCUCCAAGCUGGUGACGAGGGAAGAACUGGGGUCAACAUUUGCGGUGUUGGCUCUGGGAGAGACCCUCGUGCCACUGCUGUCAGCACCGUUGUAUACCCUCAUCUACAACACCACACUUGACAUCUUUCCUGGUGCUGUCUUCAUAGCAGGGUGCUGCUUCGACAUCCUUUACAUGUGUAUAUUUGUUUGGAUCCUGACCCGAGAAGUAAGGCAGAACGACUACAUGGCUAUUGAGUAAUUUGCUCAAAUUCCUCGCUCUCCUUCAGCCAACCUACUUUAAAUUAUAGCCCAGAAUAUAAUGUCUACAACUGUCCAUCCAUGUGUUAUCAGUCCUCGUGAAAACAAGUCUCAGUAAGACCCAAACUAGAAAAUUUCUUUAUACACUUAAGGAACUGUGAAUCUAAUUUUAACACAACAGUGUAUAUAUUUCUUGGGUGAAGCCCAUGAUCCUAUUUUCAGCCACUAAGAAGACUUGCUGGAAAUUAAAAUAAUGUUAGCGGAAAAGGAUCAAUACAUUUGAUUUUUUUCGGAUUAAUCUUAUGAGCUUGAGAAACGAAAUAUUCGGAUUAUUAACUUCGAAGUUACUGACGCAGGAUCCUUCCUCAAGAUAUCAUCCACAAUAACAUGCCAACGCGUGGAUAUAUAUUUUUACUGCCAGGCAGGUGCUAGAAGUCUUGCCCAUAGUCUCAAGAUUUCGGAUAACUUAGUAACACUGAAGUGAUUUGCCACUUCUCAUAGUUUAUAUUUUUUCUUCGUGCCACUGAUUAGCUAGUUUAUUAGGCACCUGUAAAUAAUGUGAUCGGUAGAUUAUAAUAUACCUACAGCUCGUCCAUCCUAUGAGAGGCAACGCAAAAUGAAAGUACUACAGAGGUUAAAAUGGGUGUUGAUCAUGUUUGUGACCUUUAUUAGCUGACUGUUAGUUUCAAAGAUUUAAAUUAAGUCUCAAGGCUACAAGAGUGUCAUUAAUUACCAUCCUGCAGUCUAUACACAUUAAAUCAAACUGUACCUAUUUAUUUAAUAAUAUAAUAU